AAAAUAACUGCUGCAUCGACCCAUGCUCCCGCAACACAAGAAAAGCAGCCAGCUUCGUUCAGCUCCGAGAAAGCUUCGAGCCAGGGCCGAGGAGGCGAUGGUCGGAAUCUUCUCUAGGUUCUCCGCCGGCGCCCAUCGCCGCUCCAAGAGCGUAGCCGAGGUUGUGGAGACGCUGGCACCCAACAUGAGUACCGGAGAGUCUGACACGGCAGCUGUUCCUGCAGAGAGUCCUCACGGUAUUGAGGUUGGCUUUGAGUUCAAGCCAGUGGAGCGCCCUGUGGAGCCUGUCAAUCUUGAUCAACCAUUGAAAUGCCCACUUCCUGAGCCGUCUAUACUGCAUGAUGGGAGGAUAUGGAAGGAGAAAAUGUCUUCAGUCAGCGCGAGGGUGAGGACAGACUUGCCGGUCGUGCAGGAAGGGUCGCAGCUCGAGUCUGACAGCAGCAGUACAAGGUCGAGAUCUGCAGUUCCAAGACGCGCGAUAUUGCCCUCCGUAAGUGCCCCUGAGCACAACAUCCGAGCUCUUCUUGACGAGUGUGAUGUCCCUGUGGGUUCUGCAGAAUGAGCUUGAGUUGGGCGUUACCAUCAUAUUGUAGUUUCCAUCUUGACUGUGUUGUGCCCCCGGCAUGUAUCUCUUCCACAUGUCAGGUGGCACGAGCUGAGCUAUAUACAGCAAUGUUACGUCGAAAAAAACUGGAACUACACUGCAUAAUUUUUGUGUGGAUUGUAUCUAUAAAAUACGAUUAAGGGCAUUUGGGGGAAGAUACAGCGCAUGUAUUGAAGGCAAUGGUUACUGAGAUGCUUUGUUUUGUGUUGGCC
Messenger RNA from Panicum hallii, 816 nucleotides. RefSeq lists its product as uncharacterized. The transcript has 3 exons. NCBI's taxonomy places the organism in Eukaryota, Viridiplantae, Streptophyta, Magnoliopsida, Poales, Poaceae. The record is from RefSeq and is a predicted model, not a curated record. Bases 23 to 562 code for a protein of 179 amino acids.